ACGAGAACUACUCAAGAGAUACCCAUGUCGCGCGUCUUUGUAGGCGAUGACCUGGGCCCAGAGACACAAUACACAGCAGGGCCAGGUACAGUGCUACAUAAAGGCCGGAUAGCCGCUACUUUAAUCGGCACAGUGCAUACAGAUGCGACCCGGCAACCACCCCUCAUCAGUGUCAGUCGCCCGGCAAAGCAUCGUGUAGGCCAGGAAAAUACAGUCACGGCAGAGACACUCCUGCCGCAGGUCGGCGAUAUUGUACUGUGUCGCAUCACGCGCAUCAGCAGACUCCAAGCGACUGCGCAAAUCAUCGUCAUUGGAACAACUGCCCUACAAGAUGACUUUACGGGGAUCAUUCGGGUGGCGGACAUCCAUCUACAUGACAAGGACAAGACACAAGUGGCUGCGAGUUUCAGACCAGGCGAUAUAUGUCGCGCACAAGUCAUCUCGCUCGGCGAUGCAGGCGCAUACUACCUGGCAACGACGCAAAACGAGCUUGGCGUUGUCUUUGCCUGGGAUGAGUUUGGUGAGAUGAUGUAUCCAGUCAGUUGGCGAGAAAUGCGGUCUGAUCGUGGAUCCGUUGAGGAACGCAAGGUGGCCAAGCCCUUCCUGCAAGCGUAGCAGCAGCAUUCAUCUUCUGUACAUCCAUCUA
This is a messenger RNA of Protomyces lactucae-debilis, 646 nucleotides long. Its product is annotated as putative exosome 3. NCBI's taxonomy places the organism in Eukaryota, Fungi, Ascomycota, Taphrinomycetes, Taphrinales, Protomycetaceae. Gene Ontology annotation, cellular component: nuclear exosome (RNase complex); cytoplasm. The transcript has a single exon. Gene Ontology annotation, biological process: RNA processing. The record is from RefSeq and is a predicted model, not a curated record. Gene Ontology annotation, molecular function: RNA binding. Bases 25 to 615 code for a protein of 196 amino acids.